GCCGCCGGCCGCCUCAUGGCCACCCUGGCCGGGGUCUUCGUCUGGGACGGGCAGCGCAUUGAGGAGGAGGAGCUGCAGCGACAUCAUGGUGUCAUUUAGGCCUAAUUAUUGUGCACGGGGGAGAGACGAGUCAGGGCAGCUCGGCCCGGGAGAUGCAGCGCAUGCAGAACGCGGCCGCUUCGCUGCACGGUGCCGCCCUGGGCGAGCGCCCGCGCUUGGACCCCGCAUCGGAGCGGGACGCGGCGCCGGGCCCCGGCGAGCAGCCCUGGGAGCUGGUGAUGGACAAGAAGCACUUCAAGCUGUGGCGCCGACCCAUCGAGGGCACGCACCUCUACCAGUACCGAGUUUUCGGGACGUACACGGACGUGACUCCGCGGCAGUUCUUCAACGUGCAGCUGGACACCGAAUACCGGAAGAAGUGGGACUCGCUGGUCAUCAAGCUGGACGUGAUCGAGAGGGACGCGGCCACCGGCUCCGAGGUGAUCCACUGGGUCACGCACUUCCCGUACCCCAUGUACUCCAGGGACUACGUGUACGUGCGGCGGUACCGGGUGGACCAGGAGAACAACCUCAUGGUGCUGGUGUCACG
Molecule: messenger RNA, 589 nt
Organism: Numida meleagris (helmeted guineafowl)
Lineage: Eukaryota; Metazoa; Chordata; Aves; Galliformes; Numididae
Gene: STARD7
Product: StAR related lipid transfer domain containing 7
Molecular function (GO): lipid binding
Source: RefSeq, a predicted model, not a curated record